UUCAGGGAUGGAGAGCAACAGAACGGAUAGGCCUCUACCGCAUUGCCAUUGACUAAAGCCAUGUCAAUGACUCAGCGUCUGUAUACGGAGGUCAAUCAACAGCGACCGUUUCGUAUUCAUUUUCUAAAUGUUCUUAUUUUGAAAAAAAUCGAAUAAUACCUGAGACCAUUUCAAAUUAAUCAUGGAUAACUUUCGUGGUUUAUUUGUUAAACUAGAUAAGGAUAAUAAUGGCUUCAUAUCAGUGGAUGAGCUUCACAAUGAGAUGAGAAAAUCGGGAAUCCUGCCCACUGAAAAGAAGGUUAAGAACAUCCUUGAAGGCUACGACCAAGACAAGGAUGGUAGAUUGGAUUACAAUGAAUUCCUCCAUUACAUGACGGACAGGGAGAAAAAAUGGAAAAUUCACUUCCAUGAGCUUGAUAAGAACAAGUGUGGGUUGAUUGACCAGGACGAUAUCAUUUGUUUGUUUAAGGAGUUAGGAGUGAGCAUUUCACAGCCGAAUGCAAAAAGAAUAAUACAAAUGAUGGACAAGGACAACUCUAUGACGGUGGACUGGGGGGAAUUCCUACACCAUAUCAUUCUCAACCCAGUGGAUAACAUUGGUGAACUGGUGUCGUCUUGGAAACACAGUUUGGUUUUUGACGUGGGCGAGAGUCGUCCCCUCUCCUUGGAGUUCCCAGAAGGAAUGUCGGGCUCCGGCGUGUGGAGGAGGUUUGUCCUUGCGGCGGGGCUGGCGGAUGCCAUCUCUCGAACGGUCACGGCCCCCAUCGACCGACUGAAGACCCAGCUGCAGGUCCAUGGAUCCAAGACGUUUGCACAGGCGUUUGCGAAGCAGAGGGCGGGCGGGCUACGGUCGAUGUGGCAAGGAAACGUUGUCAACGUGCUGAAGGGAACGCCACAGUCCACUCUACAGUGCAUGAUAUACACUCAGAUGAAGAUGUACACCCAGGAUCGGACCAAGGAAGGCCUGUCGGUACAGCAGCGGUUUGGCCUGGGGUGCGGCUCUGGUGCUUUUGCCCACGCUGUCUUCUACCCUUUAGAGGUCUUGAAGGUGAGGCUGAACCUGCAGCACAGCGGCACCUACCACGGCAUGGUGCAGUGCGCGCGCUCCGUCUACCGUAACGAGUCGCUGGCCUCCUUCUACCGGGGCUUCGGGCCCAGCCUGCUCUGCAUGAUCCCGUACGCGGGCGUGGAGUGCGCCGUGCAUCAGACCAUUGUGAACUGGGCCAGAAAUGAUCCGUCCUACAACAGCGACUCCCAGCUGUUUUUCUUCAGCUUCGUGGCCUUUGCCUCUGGACAAGUGACCAGCUACCCACUGGCGGUGAUACGAACACAGCAACAGGCCCAGGCUUUCUGUGCGGUUUCACAUCCCGGCUCAAGUGUAUUACAGGGAUUUACUGGAAUCUACGCAAGGCACGGACUGAGAGGGUAUUACAACGGCAUGGGAGCCAGCUUCAUCAGGGCAGUUCCAUGUGCUCUGCUGAACUACACGUUAACCAGGAAAUUAGAAGUUCUGUUUGACUCCACAUGGUCCUGAGUCAUACUUUUAUUAUAUUCAUGGUGAUCAGGGAAUAGGUGUUUUAGUCAAAGACCAGCAGGAUGUGCUCGUGUGAAAUCCAAAUUUAGGAUCAUAAAGGAUAUAGGCUGGUGUCAUUCCAUUACUAAUACAAGCUAUACUCUUUUGAAGCUCUGUGACUAAUUUGGAGUUGAACGAACCAGUGCUGUAACCAGAAGCCUGGAUGUAAUAUUUGAACUGUGUGAUAAUGAAUGUAACCUAAUAUAAGUGUGAACAUCUCCAACUUUUGGGACAGACAUUUCAACAAGGCAUAAAGUAUUGUUGAACAUUACAGUUAUUUCUUAAUUCCUUUAUUUUAACAAGACAUGUCUGUUUUCCUCGUUUCUUUUCUAACUCAGUUUGGAUGCACGGAUGUACACUCAAUAAGCACCGAGAACUUUGAUAACCCUAACUUUGUUAAUAUAUAUAUCUAUGUUUGGCCCUAUAUGGAUGCAGGGCUGCAAUCUGAUAAUGCACUAGGUGGUAUUCACUCUAAAAUGGGACUGUUAAUUUAGGCGGAAAUUGAGGCUUCCAUUUAUGUUGUGUUCCAUCCUAAUUCAGACACAACCAUCCACAUUGAAUAUUUCCACUUUCAAAAAAAUCUCACAGGCGUCAUCUUUCUUUUGGUGCCUCAUUUAUAUUUUAAAGACCUUGGAGUUGUGGAUAUACAGUCUAUUCAUUUUGGUUGUGUUAGCUUGAUGAUUCAGUGACGAUUUAACAGUGAUGAUUUAAGGUACCUCGAAUGGCUGGCGGAGGUAACCCGUGGGUUCUGUGGCUGUUGCUAUAUCAAGCGACCAGGAACAGUCUCAAAGUGUGUGACUAAAGUGAAAUGCUGUGGUAAUGCAGCAAACAUUGUGCACGAUAAGCUAAACCACAGCUACCUUGAAGUGCUUCACUUCUAGACAUUAGAAAGUCAACAAAGUAAAAAAAAAAAGGUUUACACUUGGAUCAGAUUUUCCAUGAAGGUGCCUGGUUCCAUGUAGACAACAGUUUUCAUACCACCUCUGGAGGUAGUGUAAGCUAUAUUCAAAACCAAAUGUAUAGCCCUCGUGUGCAAAGUGCGUGAUCCUGCCUGAACCAAUAAUGAGGUAGGCACGACCUCAAUGUUUCAUACAUCGGGUUGACGCUUGCCUGCACCGGGGAAAUUGUGAAAACGUUGCUGCAAAACAAAGACUAUGAAUGUGUUACCGGUCCCAAGUGGCCGGGACGGAAGUAACAAAUAGAUUGUUGAGAGCGGACUCCCUGAAAAGCAGGUAGAUGAAAGUACAGGAAUUAAGCAACAAAGCUUUGUCGUCAUUUUCUGAAAUCCGUCUCUUUAAUUAACAAUUAUCCCAAAUAUCACAUAUAAAUAAAUAUGAAUAAAUAAAUAAAAUAAAUAUAACUAUUCCCUGUUUAAAGUGCAUGUACAAAUGUCAAUUGUCCCUUAGUAGGUUCCUUGUUAGAAGUAAAACAUCAAAAGUGCAAUAAAAAGUGAGGCUCACAUA
This is a messenger RNA of Gadus morhua (Atlantic cod), 3036 nucleotides long. It is a transcript of the gene slc25a24l, whose product is annotated as solute carrier family 25 member 24, like. Lineage: Eukaryota; Metazoa; Chordata; Actinopteri; Gadiformes; Gadidae. Gene Ontology annotation, biological process: transmembrane transport. The record is from RefSeq and is a predicted model, not a curated record. Gene Ontology annotation, molecular function: calcium ion binding. Bases 182 to 1534 code for a protein of 450 amino acids. The transcript has 10 exons.